AGUUGUACAGGACAGACAUGAGGCUGUCUGACUGGUGGCCUGCCGGAUUGCUUUUGAUGGUCGGCCUAUAUACUUCUCAUGCCUCUCACAUACUUUUUCCUGUGUACAUACAUGCCUGAUUACCUACCUCAUGUUCCUGCCCCCCUUCACUGGCAAAAGGGCCGUUGUUUACAUUGUUUGCUUAUCUUGCUGGCCCUGCCCUGGAAUUCGACUAUCUCGGAUUGAAUAACCCUUCCUCUUCGGGGAUUGAGUGCCAAGAGGAGUGAAAAAUUCACGAGACAAGAACGGAGAAUUAACACAGACCUAUCAAUUGGCCUGUCACAACAUUCCCCCUCUCUCUCAUGGCGUUCAUCAAGCCCAAGUCUCCCAUUCUCUCUCAUUGCUUCUUUGUUCGUCAUGGCUGCUUUCCCAGAUAAGGCCGCAUCGACGGCUACAACUACGGGCUCCUCAUCGCUAACCUUUGCACUGCAGGCUUUACUCCAUCGACAUGAAUCGUAUAUGGCUGAGGCGGAACAGGACCGCCGGCAUCUCCUGCUCAACAUUGAGAACCUCGAGCGCGAGAAGCGCGAGGUUCAGGCCGAGAACGCCCGAAUAAUCGAGGAGAAUCGCGACUUGCUGGAGCAGUUAGAGGGUCUAAACAGGGCCGUCGCUGAUUCCGACACACACGCCAAGUCACUGACCUCGCGACUGGAGAACACUGAGAUCGAGCUGCGCAAAUUGACCAUGUCGGCAGCCCGUGCGGCGGAUCUUGAAGCCCAACUCGCACACAUGGAAUUAGAGCAGAGCCGAUUACAAGAAAGUCUUCAGUCGGCCAAGGAGGAAUCCAGGUCGGCCGUCCAGCGAUGGAAGCAGGCCGAAUGCACUCUGCGUGACCUGCAUGACCAGGUCGAUCGCAUCGAGAAGGAAGCCCGGGAGGAACGAGAGCGUCAUGCGGAUUUAAUCCAGCGGAUGGAGCGCCGGCGCACCGUGGAGCGCGAACUCGAUGGCGCGGCUGGUCGAUUGAAGGGUGCAGCCGCGGCGCAGGAGCUGGGGCGCAAUCGUGGGGGCGCCAAUGUGGUUUCCCACUUCGUACGUGACAUUUUACAAGAUAAUGCCAACCUACAGAUGGGAAUCAUGGAGUUGCGGGACAUGCUCGAAAGCUCGAACCAAGAGGUGCAGAAUCUGCGGGAUCAGAUACUGUCUCAUCAGCCUCUAGCUGCGUCCGAUGGGCAGGAACCUCGGCCGUCAACCACUCUGAGUCAGGAAUUGGAAGCACAAGAGUCUCGUCGCGUGUCGCAGGAAUAUCACAUUCACCACCAUUAUCAUCCUCCCGCCAUCCCAGCUGGGCCCAAAAAAGAACGAGGUUCGCUGUUCCGUCGUGGCAGCAAGAAGAGACGAUCUUUGGGCAGUGCGGCGGUGCUAAACUUGGCGUCGGGGACUCGCAAGCCUAAUCACCGCUCGCAAUCGUCCAGCUCAUCCACGUCGACAAUUUUGUCCCAAACUUCGGUCUCCAUCCCUCCGGCAACGUCCCAUCGGUGGUCAUUGCAAACCCCCACGACGGAAUCUGUGGCCAGCUCGCCGCAGUCCGCCUAUCAGCCACCCUCAAUCUUCGACCGUGCGGAACGCAGCUUCGACUUCUCCCAGCCAACCAGUCCAGCCAGUACCGUCUUUUCAUCUCCUUUGAGAACUCGCCGCAGGAAUAUUCAUUCUGAUACGUCUUUGUGCCGUGAAGAGACUGACCAUUUCACCCAUGUUAAGGACGAUGAUCCAGGGUACGACUAUCUCACCCAUCGUAACGUGAGUGUCGAGUCUCCGCACCAGGGAAUCGUGGAAACCGUGAUCCCGGAAGAGGUGGAGUCGAUGCAGUAUGCCGAAUCAGAGCGAGCCGCAUCUCCUUCGAUGGCCGACAUUUUCUCUUCUCCCUAUCGUUCGUUACGCCGGGGUUCGUCCCACGAGAGUCUAUUUUCCGUGGCGGGAAUGGACAUCCAUGCUCCUAGUCGACGUCCGUCGCGGACCAACGUGAACGACCUUCCUUCCACUACCAUGCCUGUCCGGCUUCCACGACGAAUCAUUUCAUCAAAUGCGGAUCUUUGCCCCACGCCCCCAGUGAUUUCAACGAGCAUUGUAACGGCCGGGCGAGAGCCAGCCCUGAUGCCCAACCAGCGUCCACAGUCCCUUCUCGCAUCGAUGGCGGGGAACAAGCAGCCCCCAACGGAGCAUGCGGCUUCUGAAGACGGCCACUUGGACGGCAGCGCCGCUACGCCCUCUCGGAAGCUGUCUUUAUCCCGCCGGGUUGGCGGCUGGGUCCGCGGUCGCUGGGGCACCGCCGCCGUCUCGGGACAUGACAGCAUACAGUCGUUGCCGAUUGAAGCGGAGGCUUCUGGCCCAAUUAGACCUUCUUCUUCCGGCGGGAACAGUGCCAGCCACCCGGCCAAGGCUCGAGCAAGCCCAGCCCCGAACAUGCCCUUCCGUUACCCGGGGGUGAACCAAAAGGGGCCCAUCAUGGGCUUCCGGCCCAUCUCUCGUGCCCCUGUGUCCCUGCAUGCCGAGCAACUAGACGAAAGACUGCUCAGGGAGAGUCUUGCUGAGUGAUUUUGCUCGGUCAGUAUUGCGCCAGCACGACAACAACAUAGCCUCGUAUAUACACCAUUGCCAUCGCUCCCUUUCUUUCAACUUUCAUCAUAUCUGAGCGCCAUCCAUCCACCUGUUCAUAGGCGGCAGCACAAUCCUUGGUCGAUCAACUUUCUUCUAUUAGCCGUUCAUCUUUUCUCGAGACGAGCAUUGGGCCAGUCCGCCCAUCGCUCGAGAGGUUUCUGUAUCCGAUUUGAUAGACAUGAUACCCAGGAUGUGAGAGACUAUUUUUGCUUAUCACAUACAGCAGCACAGCAUAGCAUAGGCUUUUCUUUUUGUACACGGUUACCUC
Messenger RNA from Aspergillus homomorphus CBS 101889, 2902 nucleotides. RefSeq lists its product as uncharacterized. The record is from RefSeq and is a predicted model, not a curated record. The transcript has a single exon. NCBI's taxonomy places the organism in Eukaryota, Fungi, Ascomycota, Eurotiomycetes, Eurotiales, Aspergillaceae. The coding region runs from base 499 to 2571 and encodes 690 amino acids.